Pleuronectes platessa (European plaice) is the source of this 1599-nucleotide messenger RNA. RefSeq lists its product as uncharacterized. The record is from RefSeq and is a predicted model, not a curated record. Lineage: Eukaryota; Metazoa; Chordata; Actinopteri; Pleuronectiformes; Pleuronectidae. Bases 168 to 953 code for a protein of 261 amino acids. The transcript is spliced from 6 exons.
GAAGUGAUGGCAGCAGAGCAGAGAGAAACUUCCUGGAAACUUGUUGUAGUGUGAAGAGGGGAGAAGUAAGAGAGGAAGAGAGCCAGCGCUCAGAUCACCGAAAACAGAAGAGACACAAAGAGCAUUAAUCCUCUGGAGAGACCGACCACCUCGAGCUCUGAAUCAGGAUGUUACUUCUCAUCUUGGCGUCUCUGUUCUUGUCUGUGAGCAGCAGCACUACAGGUAAUACCACGCCGGUGACCGAGACCAUCAAUCCGUCUGCCACGCCGACUGAAGGAAACCAGACUACAACUUUGGCCGAGGGUGCCAAGAACAGCAGCAGCCCCACCACGCCAACUGUAGGAAACCAGACUGACACUGUGACCAUAUGUGUGAGCUUCGACAGAGCAGAUCACACUUUCCUACAACUACUCAAAGGAUUGUGGUGCAUUGUUCAGCAGCCACGAGUCAUCAUCGCAUUUGUGACUGGGGUUCUUCUUUCAGCAACCAUCUGCUGUUUGGCUAGAGCAUGCCACAGAAAAAAGAGGAGAUCUGAAAAUUUGGCUGAGAACAUGGAGAUGGUGACCACUGAAACAGGUGCAAUGAUCGAUGAUGGCCAAGCAGUGGAAUUCAACGACCGUAAUCAUGACCAGGCUGCUGAGGCUGCUGGGACAUCAGCGCCUGAUGGAGACCAGGAAUUCAAAGAGGUGGAGUACUCUGACAUCAUGUUCUGUGCGUCACAGUGCAGUCUCACAGAGGCCAGGGACGCUCAAGACCCCACAGAGACAGAGUAUGCUGAAAUUAAGAAAGGCGCACCGGAGGAGAGACAAGACGAUGGGGGCGAAGGAGGUGAAGUGUUGGAGGACAACAGGGAGGGGGAGGAGGAGAUGGUAGAGGAAGAGAUGGAGAUGGGACUGAGUGUGUCAGCAGGGGAGGAAGGUGAGGAUGGGGAGGUGGUUUCUAAAAUGACUUAAAGUAGAGAGCGAGAGGAGGCCGGGGGGCAGUACAGAAGUACAUGAUUGUGUGUGCUUGUGUGUUUAUGAGUUUGAUGACAAAUCUUUUUAGAAAAAGGACACAAGUAAAAUGGCAAAGACCGAUUUAUCGAAAAGGCCAAUAGAAAACAGCCAAAAUAUGAUUUUUUACACACAUAUUGUUUAUUUACAGCCAUUUAUACCAAAUUCAGGGUUAAACUUUAAAAUAUCAAACCUCAAUGACAUUUCUUCAAGGAUUUGAUGAGGAACAUUCUAGGUUUUUUAGACAUAAAUUUGAUUGUUAUUACUUCUAAGUAUACUGAAAGUGAAUGUGUAGUUACUAUGAAGACACUGAUGUAGGUUAUACACCUGGAUUUUUUUUGUUCAUAUGUUUUUAUUGUACACCCGUGUUCAUGGGAAAGUUGUCUGUGUCUGAAACAUACUGUAAAUAUCUGCUGAUGGCCAGUGCGCUUCAUGCUUCAUAAUGUCAGUAUAUGAAUUCAACGUAAACUGAAAUUCAUUGAAAAACUAGAGUUCUCACCGCUUGAGCCUUCUCCCUUCUCUAUGCUCCUUAGAAGUAGAUGAAUUUGUUCAUGAAAUUCCUUCUCUGAUAAAAGAUCUUCAUAAAUUCAGUUGAAUGAUUUUAAAA